Messenger RNA from Pieris rapae (cabbage white), 1727 nucleotides. RefSeq names its product zinc finger protein 239. The record is from RefSeq and is a predicted model, not a curated record. NCBI's taxonomy places the organism in Eukaryota, Metazoa, Arthropoda, Insecta, Lepidoptera, Pieridae. Bases 243 to 1451 code for a protein of 402 amino acids. Gene Ontology annotation, cellular component: nucleus. The transcript is spliced from 5 exons. Gene Ontology annotation, biological process: regulation of transcription by RNA polymerase II. Gene Ontology annotation, molecular function: DNA-binding transcription factor activity, RNA polymerase II-specific; RNA polymerase II cis-regulatory region sequence-specific DNA binding; zinc ion binding.
AACAAGUAACAAAAUGUCCUUUCGUUACCAGGCCAGAAAAUAAUUUAAAAAAGAAACCUAUAUCAACCAAGCGUAAGGUUUUACCUGUGAUGACAUUUUUUUUAUUUACUUGUAUUUAUUAUAAUAUAAUUUAUAAACAUGCAUAAAAUAUAUUUGUUGAAUUUCAUAAAUAUCCGGUGAUAAUGUUAUAACGGAAAAUGUAUUUUAAGAUAGAUAUUUAGUGACUAAGAAUAAAUAUACGGAUGGCGAUAAACUUGUGUAGAAUAUGCCUGGAGAGUGGAGCAACAAUACCUCUGUUUGUAAACAAAAGUAAUAUUUUAACAAAACUUUCGUUUUGUGUAAAUGAAACAAUUACAGAUACAGAGGGAUAUCCUACAAAUAUAUGUUCUAGUUGUAAAGAUACAUUAUAUGAAGUGUAUAAGUUCAUUACAAAAUACAAAGAAACCCACAAUAUACUUAGGAGUAAAUUAUUAGUCAAACAGGAACAGUUUAACUACAGUCUUGAUAGUUGCGUUGGCAAAAUUGAACUUGAAAUUAAGCAUGAAAACUUUAAAAUUGAAAGUAGUGAUGAUGAGCCCCUUUGUGGUUUUAGAGAGAUAAAAAAAGAAUCGGAGAAUGAAAACAAAUCUAAAGGUAGAAUUGGACUGAAUAAAUUACAAAAAUCAUUUAAGAAAAAUCUUACUAGAACCAAUAACAUAGCUUCAUCAAUACUAGAGGGUGAAUUUGUCUGGAAUGGUGACACAUGGUGUUUAAAAUCCACUACUGCUGUGUCAACAUCAAAACAAAAGAGAACAUCAAAACUAAAACAGAAACAAAAAAAAGUUGAUAUAAAUUUACCAAAAGAAAAGGUUGAAAAAAUAAAAGUACCCGAACUAUGUGAUCUAUGUGGUGUAACAUUUACGAGCUUAGAUAAAUUAGCCAUACAUAAAAGGAAUAUUCACUUUAAGAAACCAAUAAAAUGUCCAGAAUGUCCACAAAUAUUAGCUUCAAAUUAUUAUUUAAAUAGACACAUAAGAAGGUGUCAUAAAAAGGAGGAUAACUUUAUAUGUGCUACAUGUGGUAGAGGUUUUACAUUUAGAGGAGAAAUGAUGACCCAUAUUAAAAAUGUGCACAAUAAACACUUAAAACCAAUGAAAACAUUUUCGUGUGAUCUCUGUGAUAAAGUAUUUAAGUGUCAGAAAUCUGUUACCAUUCACAUCAGAUCUGCUCACACAGGUCAACGGCCAGCAGUUUGUAGUGUAUGUGAUAGUAGAUUUUUCCAUGAAGAUUAUCUCAAAGAACACAUGCGUUUACAUACAGGUGAAACUCCAUUUAAGUGUCCUGUGUGUGGGCGAGGAUAUGCUCAACUUGGCAAUAUGAAAAGUCAUCUUAGGGUACAUAGAAAAUCAGAAGUUAAUCCUGAUUUACUUAGUAAAUUGAGACCUAAUUAUUUAAGACUAUUAAAGCCAUAAUUAUAAGGCAAUUGGAGGGGAUUUAACUAGAUAUAACAUUUGUAAAACUAAUGCAAUAAGUUUUAUUAUUUAAAUUUUUUUAAAUUAACUACAGCAAUAAUUAUAGUAUUAAAUAAUAAAUUUAUAUGAUCCUGUGUCAAAUAAUGUUGCUCAUGUGAUGGCAAAUAUAUAUUUUGGGUGUUUUUUCAGUUAAGGUUUAUAGGAUAGAAUAUAUAAAAAAUUGUCCAAAGGAAACGAUUUUAUGUUUUUAAAAAUAAAAGAUUAUAUUUUGUUUAA